Messenger RNA from Cimex lectularius (bed bug), 654 nucleotides. RefSeq lists its product as uncharacterized. The record is from RefSeq and is a predicted model, not a curated record. Lineage: Eukaryota; Metazoa; Arthropoda; Insecta; Hemiptera; Cimicidae. Bases 124 to 432 code for a protein of 102 amino acids. The transcript has 3 exons.
UACUGUAUAAAAUAAAUAACAUGUCACCUAUUUCUUUAUUUUUUAUUUACAAAAAAUAAUCUGAUGAAUUGAUAACAACAGUUGAUUACAAUACUUUUACACAAUAUGGCUAUUUGCAGAUAAAUGAAUCUUAUAUUGGUGACUUUGGUCUUGAUUUGGCCUCUUCUUGUUUUAUCAGAAGAACAAAAAGAUUGUGUAUUACUGAAAUUACACGAAAGACAUAAGCGACAACUUAAAGAAAUAGGCAAGAUCAUAAUGAGAACUCCAAAUUGUUUUGCUGCAGUUUCUCAAGAAUUACAAGUCAGGCUUCCAGCCUAUUAUAGGCAAUUUGCAGCUUUGAUAGUCUAUUUGGGUGGCCAUACUUAUGGAGAUGCAGCAAGGGAAAAGGCAGCAAGGGAUAAGACUACACAAGGUCCACCAAAAAUAGGUUGAAAAAGCACUAUUAUCUUCAUCAUUACAUUAUUCUAAUUUGCAUUUGAUUUAAAAUCAUGUUACAGUAAACAAAACAUUAUUUAUAAAAAGAUUUAUUCAGAUUGUAUACAAAUGUUGAUAAUUAGCAUGACUAAUAUAGUUGAAAUUCAAUAAAUAAAAAAAGGAUUUAUUAGCUUAUAAGCUACUGCCCAGCAUAACUAGCCUUUUGGCUUCUGAUAAGUU